Aegilops tauschii subsp. strangulata is the source of this 958-nucleotide messenger RNA. RefSeq lists its product as uncharacterized. NCBI's taxonomy places the organism in Eukaryota, Viridiplantae, Streptophyta, Magnoliopsida, Poales, Poaceae. The record is from RefSeq and is a predicted model, not a curated record.
AUGGUAAGGUGGUCGCCGCCGCCGCCGCGGGACGUCGAGCUUUUCCCCUUCCCCUCUCUGGGCGGCCACGACCCCGUCUCGCUGUCCCUGUUCGUGGCGUGCGUCGCGGCCACCGUGGCGAUCGCCUCGACCAUGUGCUCGGCGUGCGGCCGCAAGCCCAAGGCGGUCAGCCAGGAGCCCGCCGCGGACGCCCAGGCCUCCGACGCCUCCGGGAGCCAGGGCGGCGCGGAAGGGGAGGAGGAGGUGGUGACGCUGCCGCCGCAGCUGGCCACGCACGGGCCGAUCGAGCCGCCGCCGCUGCCCAAAACGACGUCGCGGCGGAAGCUGUCCGUGUCCAUGUCCAUGGGCGUGGGCAAGAGCAUGUCCAUGAACGUGGGCAAGAGCCUCGCCAACAUCCCGGACAAGAUGAAGCUGAGCAAGCUGGAGCCGCGCCACAAGGAAAAGGACGACCCCGAGGACACGCUGUGGAAGAAGUCCAUCAUCCUGGGCGGGAAGUGCAAGAUCCCCGGGGAGAGGGACGCCGAGGCCGCCGACCCCGACGCGGCCGCCGACGCCGCGGACGAGAUGACCGUCGGCGCCUUCCGCCGGUCCAGCUACUCCCGGCCCGUGUCCCGGUCCAACUCCUUCUCCGUCCACCAGCCCCUGCCCGAGCCUCCCCCAAUGCAAUCCUACUAUAAAUCGUGAGCAAGGAAGCUGCAUGCAGUGCAUACAUACAUACGUCGUGCGUAGGAGGAAGAAGCUGUCUGCUAUGCUAGUGGUGAUGAAGGGCUGCAUCCAUCGUGGGCGUACGUGCAUUUGAUCAUCUUCUUGUUUUUGGCGGAUUUCGAGAUGAAUGCAUGGGUGAUCGGUUGAUCUUUCGAACAAGUGAGGGGGGGUGCGGAUUGUGUUGGUGAUAAUUACAUUACAUAUUCUAUAUUUUCUGGCUGCAAAUGUUGAUCAUCCUAAUAAACACAAUAAG